AGGGUGUGUGAACAGAGUCCUUAACAACCCACAAAUGUUCUCCCCUGCCAGARUGGACAUUGCGGAAACCAUCCGGCUCUUUGAGGUCGACCCGACAGUCGACGGCAAGCGGGACGACCCGGUGUCGCAUUUCGUGGCCAGAGGGCGUUAUUUGGAUGGGUCGACGGCGGCGGGCAGGAAGAGUGGUCGUCGAUGCCUGUGCAGGUUGUGCGGGCAUUCGAUUUGUGGGGGCGCUAAAACUGCCAAGGAGCACUUCUUGAAGAGCGAGAAGUUCCGAUGUGAGGCAGCCACUCCUGCUGUGUGGAAUGCGAUCUGGUCGAAGGACAUGACAAAAUGUCCAAAGGAGUUCGCGUCGGCCAUAGAAACGUUGCAGAGCCACUUGCCAGGUCAUCCGAGCUUGCAGUGGCCACCUCUUCGAUUCCCCGAGGACGCAGUGCCGCCGCUGGUUCCUCCCACCGCCCCUUCUGGAGCCGUCGCAUCGCCCAAUUCUGGGGCUCCGGCCAUUCGAGUCACGGUACCGCGUCCUGCAACAACAGUUGCAACACGACCGGCAGCCCCGCCGUCUGCGCCGCUGGCUAGGACACGAGGUGCUCGCGAUGUGGGAGUUGGUCGUUCUACGCCAGCCAACGAGCCUCCGCCUCUGAGGGAUGGUGUGGGCUCUGUGGCAUUUGACAAGGAGAGCACACGUGCAUUUUUUGAGAGUCGCAGGUGGGGGGGGAGUGCCGGCAGUUCAGCGCCCUCGCUCGCCCCUGUUUUCAGGAGUGCUAGGCAGUCAGAUGCCGCACGGGGUGGUACUGCGGUGGCACCUGGCGCAUCACCCCGCAGUUCGUCGGAGCACCCCUGGCUGCCACCGCCAUCGUCGAGAGCGGCGCAGCGUCCAAUGGUCCACCACGCUCACGGAACCGCCCACCCGGAUCCGUCACACGCACCUGCAGAUGCUCGACAUUCUGCUUCCGUGCCUCGUUUCGGGGAACAGGUGGAUCAUGGGGUGCCUGCCGAGGAGGUCCCCGCUCCGGUGUCCGAUUCAUCGCCGACCCCUGUUCCGACAACCACGGGCGUUGGUCAGUCUGCCCCACAGCCUCCACCCGUGUUGACCGGAAUGUUAGACCCUUUGCAGCGCAUUCGUGAACUUGCAGUCGCCCAGAGCGCGACACCUGUGAGCCCUGGCGGGUUGUUGGAUGCUGGGGUCCUCGGCGGGAGAGCUACGACGGGCCGAUGUCGGGGCACUUACAGGCAGCAAGCCGUCACGUCAUAUUAUUCGGACCCUUUGGAGCGCGCAUGGCAUCAGCAAAUUAUGCGGUUCAUCGUCGAGAGCGGGAUGCCGUUCAACAGCACGAAGCUUGAAAGCUUCCAACGCAUGUUCACGAUGAUAAUCCCGCCGGGGGUUCCAGGGGCGCCCGCGCCUAGACUUCCCUCGUACCACAUGUUGCGCACGACCCUUUUGGACGAGCUGGAUGGUGAGGUCCAGAAGUGUGUUCGGCCGGUGCUUGACACGCCGAGAGAGACCGGUUGCACAAUCAUGACCGAUGGUUGGACCAACAUCCGUGGUCAGACGUUGUGCAACUACCUUGUUGGUACAGAGAUCGGGGUGGUGUAUGUGUCCACCUACGUCAUGCGUGGCAAAAAGGACGCCAGUGCGCUCGCGAACGCAUGGUUGAAAAGGGUGAAGUCCAUGGACGUUCGAUUGAGCGAUAUCACGGCGUUCGUGACGGACUCCGCCGGGGUGAACGUCGCGGCGAUGGAGGUAUUCCAAAAAGAUGAGAGCGUGAAACACAUCUUCUGGAUUCCUUGCGUCGCCCACAUCAUGGAUCUCAUUCUCGAGGACAUCGGCGGGAUUGAUUGGGUGGCUUCCCGCAUUUCUCAAGCGAGGCUGGUUACAAGGUUCUUCAACACCAUGGACAUGCGAGAGAGAGGCGGCGCUGUGUUCUUCCACGUGGCGUCCCUUGUGCAGUCGUGUGUAGUUAUCGACUUCAUGUCCUUGGAAGCGGCGUCGGGGAUGGAUAUUGACGGCGAGGUCGGGCGUGACGGUCUGUCGACGGCAGAGAGGACGGUUGUCGCUUCGGCGGUGAAUGCCGUCCUUUUCCGUUGCCAAAUGGCGAGCAGAGAGGGGAAGUUCAAAGCGGCCGUUCGUGCAUGCUGCAAGCCGUCUGCGCUGCCGACGAGUGGCCAGUGCUUGGACGUCGGUGCCAUUUCCGACGCGGUGCUGCAGGUCUGCUACGCGAUGGGGUGCGGCGCGUUCCCACGGGGGACUCCAAGGUGGUGGAUGAAGCGGCGGACAAGAGGUACGUGGGAGGAUCUGCGGCAAUGUGAUGACGCGACAGAUGAGUACUUCAAGGACAAGCUUCGAAUGUCGCCGCGUGUUUUCCGUGAGAUCGCGGAGACUCUUUCCCCACUCCUGCAACGCCGUGUCACGUUCUACAGGGUGCCCUUGCAGUCGGACCACAUCAUCGUGUACGCUCUGUAUAGGUGGGCGACGGGGGAGACAUACGACAGCGGGACGUGUAGCUUCGGCAUUGGCAGGUCUUCCGGCAUCACGGCGGUGCGGGACGUCACUGCGGCAUUGCUUACUGCGUACCUCGAUAAGAUAUCCUAGCCCACAGGUUUGUAGAAGGCGGUCGUCUUGCGCGCCUUCGCAGACAAGGGUUUUCCAAACUGCCAUGGGUUCAUCAACUGCACCCACAUC
Messenger RNA from Chara braunii, 2683 nucleotides. NCBI's taxonomy places the organism in Eukaryota, Viridiplantae, Streptophyta, Charophyceae, Charales, Characeae. The record is from the annotation of a GenBank genome assembly.